AUGAGGGUUCAAGACUUAGCCGAAGAAUUCACCACUCACCGUGAUCAAGUUCAUCAGCGGUUGGAUCAGGUGAAUGAGUCGAUUGAAGUGCGAUAUGCAUCAAUGGAGGCACAACUCAGAGAAUUUAUGUCUCGUUUUCCUCCAACACAAACAACAAAUCCACAUCACUCAUCGUCAUCAAUGGGUUCUGAUGAUCGUGGAUCUCUACGCUUCGUGAAAAUGGAGAUUCCGUCGUUUGAGGGUCAAGACCCUAACAAUUGGAUUUUCAAAUCCGAAUUGUUCUUUCGUCUUCAACAAACUCCGGAUCAUCUCCAGGUCCAGAUCGCAGGCUUAAAGAUGGAUGGUGCUGCAGGGGAUUGGUUCCAAUGGAUUUUUAAUAGCGGUACGGUACAAACAUGGGAGGAGUACACUAAGGCUGUGCGGCGACGUUUUGGGUCGUCACAUUACAGAGAUGUCAGAGGUGUUCUUGCUAAAUUGACCCAAAUUGGUUCUUUGGCGGAUUACAUGCGUGAAUUUCAGAGAUUGAUGAACCAGGUACAUGACCUCAGUGAUAACUUUUUAAUGAUUCUAUUCAUUUCAGGUUUGCAACCUGAUCUCCAGGGAGCAAUUCAAUUACAUUGGCCCACCAGUUUGCAUCAAGCUAUGCAAUUAACAUUAGCUUAUGAUACACAUCAUUCUGAGCUUCGUUCCUCUUUCACAAAUUCUACCAAGAAAUCAUUUCAUCGUCCUGCCUCACCCAUUAAACCAGAUAAACCCUAUCCUUUAACUAUUCAAUCAUCCCAAACACUAGCCUUACCCGCCCCAUCCACAGUACCUGUUCGAAAGUUAUCUACUGAGGAAAUCCGCAAGAAGCGUGAAUUGGGUAUUUGCUUCACAUGUGAUGAAAAAUGGACGGCGAAACAUAGAUGCAAAGCCAAAAUGAUGCUCCUUAUAGGAGAAGUGGAGGAUAUGGGUGAAGAGCAAGAAGAAGAGAUAGUGUGGGGUAUGGAGGAACCCAAGGGCAACAGAAUUGAUGCAACUUUGAAUUCUUUGUCCGGGAGUAAUAAUCCACGAUCCAUACAAUUGCAGGCCAGUAUAGGGAAGCAGGAGGUGAGUGUGUUAGUGGAUUCUGGAAGUUCUCACAAUUUUAUUAGAAGGAGGCUUGCUGAGGAAAUUCGAUUGCCCAUGACAAAAUCUUCCAAGAUGAGGGUCUUUAUGGGCAGUGGAGAAUUUUUACUGUGUGAUAGAAAGUGUUCCAAUGUCUCACUCAACAUUCAAGGCCAUGGCUUUAUCACAGAUCUGUGGGUUAUUGAGUUGAGUGAAUUAAAUGUUAUUCUGGGAAUGCAUUGGUUAACUCAACUAGGCAAGGUCACACAUGAUUAUAACAAUCUAUCCAUGGAGUUUGUUUGGCAAGGAAUACCAGUUCAAUUGAGUGGCUGCCAGCAACAGGGAACAAGAUCAGCAACAGCAGGGAUGCAAGGUGCAUGUAAUACUAUAGCACUGCAACCUAUCGAGGAGGCUCAAGCAAAGGAGAUAGCAUAUCUGGGUCAUGUAGUGACUGUUUCUGGUGUAAAGGCUGAUCCAAGGAAGUUAUCUGCCAUAACCGAUUGGCCUAUCCCUCAAUCUACCAAGCAACUAAGGGCUUUUCUUGGGUUAACAGGAUAUUAUAGGAGGUUUGUACAACAUUAUGCUUCCAUAGCCCAUCCACUAACCGAGUUGUUGAAACAAGACAGGUUUUCAUGGACUAAAGGGGCUGAUGCAUCUUUCCACAAGUUGAAGAUUUCCAUGGCCACAACACCUGUCUUACAUCUUCCAGAUUUUAGCUCUUCUUUUGUCAUUGAAUCUGAUGCAUCAAGUUUUGGUGUAGGAGCUGUCUUAUUACAAAAGGGUCAACCUGUGUCAUUCUUUAGUAAGAAAUUGGGGGUGAGAUUGGCAGCAGCUUCGACCUAUGUCCGUGAGCUAUAUGCACUCACUGAAGCUGUCAAGAGGUGGAGGCACUAUCUCCUAGGGUCUCAUUUUGUGAUAAGGACCGACCAUCAAAGCUUGAGGCAAUUGCUUACUCAAACAAUUCAGACUCCUGAACAACAAAAGUACAUGUCUAAGCUUCUUGGAUAUAGUUUUAGCAUUGAGUACAAAAGUGGACUUUCAAAUGUGAUGGCAGACUCUUUAUCUAGACAACAUGGUGCAAAUUACUGUUUUAACCUUGAUGUCUGA
Gastrolobium bilobum is the source of this 2193-nucleotide messenger RNA. RefSeq lists its product as uncharacterized. Gene Ontology annotation, biological process: proteolysis. The record is from RefSeq and is a predicted model, not a curated record. Bases 1 to 2193 code for a protein of 730 amino acids. The transcript has a single exon. Gene Ontology annotation, molecular function: aspartic-type endopeptidase activity. Lineage: Eukaryota; Viridiplantae; Streptophyta; Magnoliopsida; Fabales; Fabaceae.